Molecule: messenger RNA, 1629 nt
Organism: Lycium ferocissimum
Lineage: Eukaryota; Viridiplantae; Streptophyta; Magnoliopsida; Solanales; Solanaceae
Product: probable WRKY transcription factor 53
Biological process (GO): regulation of DNA-templated transcription
Cellular component (GO): nucleus
Molecular function (GO): DNA-binding transcription factor activity; transcription cis-regulatory region binding
Source: RefSeq, a predicted model, not a curated record
UCAAAUGUUUCCAUCAGCUUUUGCUUCAACACAUAUCUCCUACAACAAAAACAAAAAAAACCUCUUAUAAGUCCCAUCAUUUCAUGCAUCCAACUUCUCCAUCAAAUUUCACAAAUCAUCAAGUUUCUAAAUCCCACAAAGAAGACGAUUGUCUUCUUCCAUAUCCCAAGAUUUUGCUCGUUUUUCAGGGUAAUUUGCUCGUUGAUGACAUUCCAUGCGUAAGUAGGUUCACAUAAUUUCAAGGGUAUUACAUACCGUUUUGAGUUGAUUAAAGCAAGAAACUCAAACAGUCACGUCAACAGAAAGAGUUAAGCUACUAAGCUAAGCUGCUGUUGUGGAGCGUCUUUCUAGGCUUUAGAAUAGCUCCCCCUUUUCUUUUCAAAAUGGAUUGUGCGUUCAACUGGGAAUACAAGACACUCAUCAAUGAGCUGACUCAAGGGAUUGAACAUACAAAGCAGCUUAGAGAACACUUCCACUCUGCAGCUUCAACUUAUGAAAAUCAAGAAUUGCUUCUUCAGAAGAUUUCUUCUUAUGAGCAAUCUCUGAUGAUUCUCAAAUACAGUGGCUCACCAGUCCAAUCCCCGCUGGCUCUUCCACCAUCAUCUGGUGUAAUCGAGUCUUCGGUAUCGGUUGAUGGAAGUCCUAGGAGUGAUCACAAGAAAAGGAGUUUCCAAGAUCAUCAGAGCUCAUUGAUAUUUCAAAGAAAAAGAAAAUCACAGCCCACAUGGACUGAACAAGUCAAAGUCAGCGCGGAGACCGGAUUUGAAGGUCCGACUGAUGAUGGAUAUAGCUGGAGAAAGUAUGGACAGAAGGAUAUUCUUGGAGCUAAAUAUCCUAGAAGCUACUACAGAUGCACAUAUCGUCACACGCAAAAUUGUUGGGCAACAAAACAAGUGCAGAGGUCAGAUGAUGAUCCUACUGUAUUUGAAAUCACAUACAGAGGCACCCAUAAUUGUCAUCAAGCUACUUAUUCCGCACUACAAUCAACAUCGCCAGCAGAGACAAUAGAAUACAGCAAACAAGCCAAUUACCAAACAGGGCAAUGUUCAAAUCAAGUGCUAAUGAACUUGAAAGCAAACCUGAGAGUCGAUACUGAUGACGUGGACACCAACGAGACAGCGUGUCCUUUCUCUUUUCCUUCAACAUUCUCUGGUUUGACAGUUGGCGGCUAUUCACCAUCUUUUGUCUCUCCUACAACCCCGGAAUCAAACUACUAUGGUUUUGGGAUGGUUCAUAACUUGCACCACUCAGAAUCAGACCUCACUGAUAUAUUUUCAGCCAAUACUUCCACAACAAGUUCUCCAAUUGUGGGCGAGCUUCCACUCGACCAUUUCGAGCUAGAUCCAAACUUCCCCUUCAAUAAUCCCAAUCUUUUCUCAUGAACCCAAGCUAAGACUCUUGAAAAGGACAAUAAAGAUGAGUAGUUCAGAUAUUAUCACCAAGUUACUUUAUUGAGGUUGAUAAUCCCUCCUUUACAAAUUCGUAUAGAUAUAGAUAUGAUUGUAAAAAUUUACAACAAACUAGUCUCAGAUUAGAAACUAGCUAUUGUAUUUGUAUCAAUAGUCUACUGUGUUUCAAGGUCAUUCGACAUCAAGUUGCUGAGUGAAAUUCAAGCAUAUUUUUGCAAAA